Messenger RNA from Colossoma macropomum (tambaqui), 9984 nucleotides. It is a transcript of the gene chd9, whose product is annotated as chromodomain helicase DNA binding protein 9. Gene Ontology annotation, molecular function: protein binding; ATP-dependent chromatin remodeler activity; ATP binding. The transcript has 39 exons. NCBI's taxonomy places the organism in Eukaryota, Metazoa, Chordata, Actinopteri, Characiformes, Serrasalmidae. The coding region runs from base 491 to 9352 and encodes 2953 amino acids. The record is from RefSeq and is a predicted model, not a curated record.
AGAGAUAGAGAGAGGGUGAGAGAGAGAGAGACGCCGUGACGUGCAGCUGGUUGUAGGGAAUCCCUGGUAGAAAAGUGAAAUGGAGGAAAAUACAGCAUAAUAACGAUAUUAGUUGUUUAGUAGUCACAGUGUCUGUUUUAUUUUAAGCCGAGUACUCCAUGAGUUAAAGCCGGCGGUGUAAAAGUAGAUAAUUCUGCCUGUGUGGUUCUGAACUAACAGCGACUUUGUCAGUGGGGGAAACUCGCCCCGUCUGUCUGCCUGUCUGUCUAACGGUGAACGUGGAGGAAACGCUGCGAUGCAUCGACUGUGCGGGGGUCUUUUUCUGACUUCUGCGAGCGCGUUUUCUCCGUCAAGGUAACCUAUGUAAUGGAAACAUGGUGGUUAUAUGAUCCAUGAGACUCUACACCAACACAUUCCACUUGGCUGUCCUUUUAUAUAGCCUGCUAUAGAAGCCAAGUCUCUAUGCAGUGAACUUGUGACCGAUCCCACAAUGGAGUUUUUUGGUGACCCAAAUCUUUUUGAGGGCUUGGCCCAGGAUUGUUUCAGCUCUGGGUCCGUGUCUUUGGCAGAUGAGUUGGAUUUUACCUCAGGGUUUGAGGCUUCUCUGAUAAAUCCAGUGGUGGCUGAGAAACACCCUGGAAUGGUUGCAAAUUCAGUGCCCUCUGGCAACCCACCUGGAUUACACUACAGUCAACAGAUGGGCCAGUUUGAUGGAAUGAAGGUCCAGUCCUCAAUGACACAGUCCUUUACUAACAACUCUGGAGGGGAUAAUGGUGUUGGAGGACCUUUCAUGAGCCAACAGUCCCACUUUCAAGAGUCAUCCAUGAAUCAAGCACCUCAGACCAACGGACUAUAUUCCCAUAACAGCCCUAUAUGGGAGGAACAGAGAGUAAAUGCCUACCACCAUCAGCAACUGCAGCAUCAACAGCAUCAACAACUUCAUCUUAAACAGCAACUGCAUCAGCAGCAGCAAUUUCAACAGCAGCUUCAGCCUCGUCAUGGUCAACAACAGCAUCAACAUCGGUACAAUCAACAACAGUCACAUCUCCAACAGAGCCAGCAAAUACUAACUCAGCAUCAACUGUCAUCCCAGCACCAGAUUAACACCCAGACUUUGCACCAGCAUACCAAGAGCUAUCAAGAACAUCCCAACUUUUACUAUCAUGGCAGUGUCCCAUCCCAUCAAGGUCACCAUAGCUCAGUGAACUCACAGGGGAGUCCCUUUCAUCCAGGUGCUGAUCCUGGUUCUCAUUCUCGGCCCAAGCCUUACCACGAUGUACCAGUCAUUCCUGCAACAUCUCGGCAACAAAAUAGGUAUCAGCUAGGUCAAGAGUUACAAGGGUUCUCUGGCGUCUCUGAAGUGGAGGACAAUAACCUGGGGUUCCACGUGCAGUCUUCCCCUGAAGCAUAUGUCUUGUCUUCCUCCUCAGCUAGUCUGCCUUCGUCCUAUCCUUCGUCUCAGUACUCCUUCCCUGGACAAACUCUUCCUUUGGUCAAUGCAUCCCAGCCACUCUCUGCUGCUCCAGUCACCUUAACAACAACCACCACAGCCAUCUCAUCUGGUUCUGAUCUUGGUGGUCAGGAGUCCAGCUGUCCAUUCUUGUCAGGUCAGAGAACUCCGAUCAAGGUACCUGGAAGCCAGCCACAAGAGUGCCCUUUCAGUUCCCUUCAGCCCUCCAAGCCAUCACAGGAUGCCUACGGUUCUGCUCAAAUGUUCUCAGAAGGCCUAGACUCUUUUUCUACCACAAACGGUCGCUUCUCACAACAGGAAGAGGAUGCACACAGUAGUGGUUUUCAAGACCUUGAUGAGACCUUGCUGGAGCACCAGCAUGAAGGGAUUGAGGGGAUUGGUGAGGGACAUGAUCUUCUGGAAGAUGAGUUGUUGCCCCAGCUGGAAGCUUUUGUUCAGGAGGAGACCUCCAGCAGAUCCUGGACCAACACAAGACAAGAUGAGAAACCACAAGAGGAAGCAGAAGAUCAGGCCAUGGCUUUUGAGGAUUCUCUGCUUUUGUGUUAUGAGUCACAGCCUCCUAAGAACACUAAUGGUUCGAGCAGUCAGGUACGGCUGCUCAGCCCGCCGAUGAAGAGUAGCUCAUCCUCAUCCUCUUCUUCGUCGUCGUACUCGUCUCCGUCAGAGAAACGGGUGCAGAAGCGGCAGCAGCAGAUGGAGUCGUCCAGUUUAGAGGACAAGCAGCAGAAGGCCAACCGAAUCAUCUCUGAGGCCAUCGCUAAAGCCCGUGAGCGAGGGGAGAAGAACAUCCCGCGUGUUAUGAGCCCUGAAAGUUUCCCCAGCUCCUCCCAGCAUCAUGGGCACAGGUCAUCGGCCUCCAAAUCCAAAAACAAGGACAAGAGUUCCAGGAAGGCCCGUAUCGUAACUUCCUCCAAAUCCAAACAGAAGACCAAGAUCGGGAAAAUCGUAAUCAAGUUUGGGAAGAAGAAGAAGCGUAAGACUGAAUCUUCUGAUGACCUGUCUGAAGAAGAACCUCCGCCUCGACGAUCAUCCAGAGAUGAUGACUCGAAGCGGCGAUCUAACAGACAGGUAAAAAGGAAGAGAUAUGCGGAGGAACAAGACUCUCGAGUGUCUGACGAAGAGAUGAAGGUCAUUGUUAAAGCCAAGAAGAUCAACUCCAGUGAGCCAGCUGUCCAGUUGUUUGUGGAGAAUCCCAGUGAAGAGGAUGCCGCGGUAGUGGAUAAGAUAAUGGCCUCUCGCAUAGUGAAGAAUGAGGUCUCACCAGGGGUGGUUGUUGAAGUGGAGGAGUUCUUUGUAAAAUACAAGAACUACUCUUAUCUGCAUUGUGAGUGGGCUACAGAGCAGCAGCUGGUGAAGGACAAGAGGAUCCAGCAGAAAAUCAAACGCUUCAAGAUCAAACAGGCCCAGAGAGCACACUUCUUUGCUGAUAUGGAGGAGGAUCCCUUUAAUCCUGACUAUGUGGAAGUGGACAGAGUCCUGGAGGUUUCCUACUGUGAGGACAAGGACACUGGAGAGCCAGUGGUGUAUUACCUGGUGAAGUGGUGUUCAUUGCCAUAUGAGGACAGCACAUGGGAGCUAAAGGAGGAUGUGGAUCAGAGUAAGAUUGAGGAGUUCGAGCAGCUGCAGGCAGCGAGACCAGACUCCAGGAGAAUAGAGCGCCCCCCAGCGAGUCACUGGAAGAAGCUUGAGCAUUCGAGGGAGUAUCGUAAUGAUAACAGUCUCAGGGAUUACCAGCUAGAGGGGGUCAACUGGUUGCUCUUCAACUGGUACAACAGGCGUAACUGUAUCUUGGCCGAUGAGAUGGGUUUGGGAAAAACCAUCCAGUCCAUUACGUUUCUGGAGGAGAUCCACCGCACAGGGAUAAGGGGACCCUUUCUCAUCAUUGCCCCGCUCUCCACCAUCACCAACUGGGAACGAGAGUUUCGUACAUGGACACACCUCAACGUCAUCGUUUACCACGGCAGCGUGCUCAGCCGCCAGAUGCUGCAGCAGUACGAGAUGUACUUCAGGGAUGCUCAGGGUCGUGUUGUGAGAGGGGCAUACCGGUUUCAGGCAGUUAUCACCACGUUUGAGAUGAUUUUGGGAGGCUGUCCGGAACUCAAUGCCAUCGACUGGCGCUGUGUGAUCAUUGACGAAGCUCAUCGCCUGAAAAACAAAAACUGCAAGCUGCUGGAGGGCUUCAAGCUAAUGAGCCUGGAGCAUAAAGUGUUGUUGACUGGCACUCCACUACAGAAUACUGUAGAGGAGUUGUUCAGUCUGCUACAUUUCCUGGAGCCGUCACGCUUCCCCUCUGAAAACACCUUUAUGCAGGAGUUUGGGGACCUGAAGACUGAAGAGCAGGUCCAAAAGCUGCAGGCAAUUCUGAAACCAAUGAUGCUUCGUCGGCUAAAGGAGGACGUUGAGAAGAAACUGGCUCCUAAAGAAGAGACCAUCAUCGAAGUGGAGCUCACCAACAUCCAGAAGAAAUACUAUCGUGCCAUCUUGGAGAAGAACUUCUCCUUCCUGGCCAAGGGAGCCGGUCAAGCUAAUGUCCCCAACUUGGUCAACACCAUGAUGGAGUUGAGGAAAUGUUGUAAUCACCCCUACCUCAUAAAAGGGGCAGAAGAGAAAAUCCUAGAGGACUUCCGGGAGGUGUGCAGCCCCUCGGCCCCAGACUUCCACCUGCAGGCCAUGGUGCAGUCUGCCGGCAAACUGGUCCUCAUCGACAAGCUGCUGCCCAAAAUGAAGGCCGGUGGACACAAAGUCCUUAUUUUCUCCCAGAUGGUGCGGUGCCUCGACAUCCUGGAAGACUACCUCAUCCAGAAACGAUACCUCUAUGAGCGGAUAGACGGGCGAGUGCGUGGGAACCUUCGGCAGGCAGCCAUAGAUCGCUUCAGUAAGCCAGACUCUGAUCGGUUCGUCUUUCUGUUGUGCACGAGAGCCGGUGGACUGGGUAUCAAUCUGACUGCUGCCGACACCUGCAUCAUCUUUGACUCCGACUGGAACCCUCAGAACGACCUGCAGGCCCAGGCUCGCUGCCACAGGAUUGGUCAGAAUAAGGCAGUUAAAGUGUAUCGGCUGAUCACACGUAACUCUUAUGAACGAGAGAUGUUUGACAGAGCCAGCCUCAAACUGGGACUGGAUAAGGCUGUGCUACAGAGCAUGAGUGGACGAGACAACAGCCUAGGGGGUGGAGGGCAGAUCCAGCAGCAGCUCUCUAAGAAAGAGAUUGAGGACCUGUUGAGGCGUGGGGCAUAUGGUGCCCUAAUGGACGAGGAAGAUGAGGGAGCAAAAUUCUGCGAGGAAGAUAUCGACCAGAUCCUCCAACGCAGAACCAAAACCAUCACCAUUGAGUCAGAGGGACGGGGGUCCACCUUUGCCAAGGCCAGUUUCGUAGCUUCAGGGAACCGCACAGACAUCUCUCUGGACGACCCCAACUUCUGGGACAAAUGGGCCAAGAAGGCUGAGAUUGACAUGGACACCGUCAAUGGCAGAAACAGCCUGGUGAUAGACACGCCGAGGGUGCGGAAGCAGACACGGCCGUUCAGUGCCACUAAAGAUGAGCUGGCUGAGCUUUCAGAGGGUGAAAGCAGUGGAGACGACAAGCCAAAACUGCGACGUCCAUAUGACCGCCUCAACAGCUAUGGACGCACUGAGUGCUUCCGUGUGGAGAAAAACCUUUUGGUGUACGGGUGGGGCCGCUGGAGGGACAUCCUGCAGCACGGCCGUUUUAAGAGGCAGCUGAGCGAGAAAGAUGUGGAGUGGAUCUGCAGAGCGCUUCUUGCAUACUGCCUCGUGCAUUACCGAGGAGACGACAAGAUCAAAAGCUUCAUGUGGGACCUGAUUGCCCCGACAGAGGAUGGCAGGACCAAGGAGCUCCAGAACCAUCUGGGGCUGUCCACGCCAGUUCCUCGAGGGAGGAAGGGGAAGAAGAUGAAGACUCAGUCCAGCACAUUUGACAUCCAGAAGGCCGAGUGGAUCAGGAAACACAACCCAGAACACAUGCUAUCUGACGACGGGUACAAGAAACACCUCAAGCACCACUGCAACAAGGUGCUGUUGAGAGUGAGAAUGCUGUACUAUCUGAAACAGGAGGUCAUUGGUGAACAGAGUCAGAGAGUGCUGGAUGGAGCUGAAGCCAGUGAGGUAGAGAUUUGUGUUCCUGAACCGGAUCAUUCUGAGCUGCCUGCUUUAUGGUGGGAUUCUCUUGCAGACAAGUGUCUGUUGCUAGGAGUCUACAAGCAUGGUUAUGAGAAGUACAACACUAUUCGUGCAGAUCCUGCUCUGUGCUUCCUAGAGCGGGUAGGCCGGCCAGACGAGAAGGCCAUCGCUGCUGAACAGAGAGGAAAUGACUUUAUGGAUGGGGACGUUGAUGACCCUGAAUAUAAGCCUGCACCGGCUUUGAUAAAAGACGAUAUGGAGGAUGAUGCUUCCUCUCCGGGUGAUUUGGUUAUAACAGAUACAGGAGGAGAAGGUGGUUCUGUGUUAGAUGGUGGAGGUGGUUCUCUUGGAGCCGGGACAGGAUCGUACUGGCCAUCUCCAUCUGCGUUAACAGCUCGACUGCGGCGCCUCAUUACAGCCUCGCAGCGCUUCACCAAGAGCAGACAGAUCCUGCAGAUUCAUCAAACCCAGCAGACUAUGGGUCCCUCCCUCUGCCCUCUGCCACCAACUCUCACCCACACGCUUAAUCCCAAAAUGGCCGCCAAGAUUGAGAGACAACAAAGGUGGACCAGGAGAGAAGAGGCAGAUUUCUAUCGUGUGGUCUCUACAUUUGGGGUGGUGUUUGACCCAGACUUGGGUUGCUUCGACUGGACCAAGUUCAGGGCAAUGGCUCGUCUGCACAAGAAAACAGAUGAGAGUCUCCAGAAAUACCUCUGUGCUUUCACUGCCAUGUGCAGGAGGGUCUGCCGCCUGCCAGUGAGGGAAGGCGAUGUAGUGGAUCCCUCUCUGUCCAUCCAGCCAAUCACAGAAGAGCGUGCAUCUCGUACAUUGUAUCGCAUAGAGUUGCUCCGACAAGUGCGAGAGCAGGUGCUGCGGCACCCACAGCUUUAUGAGCGCCUGGCACUGUGCCAGCUGGGACCAGACCUGCCAGUGUGGUGGGAGCCGGGAACCCAUGACCGGGACCUGCUGAUCGGAGCAGCGAAGCAUGGGGUGAGCCGUACGGAUUACCACAUACUGCGUGACCCAGAGCUCUGCUUCAUGGCUGCUCAGAGGAACUACAGCCAGAACAAGGGGGUUCCAGCACAAACCCAAGCCCAAAACCAGGCACUGUUGCUUGGGCAGUCCCGCACUCCAACCCCCUUACUGCAGAACCAGGCUCCUGGAGGUCCAGCAUCACCACUGGUAGCAAACUCUGCCCACAGGGAGGAAGAAGUCAUGCCUAAGGUGGAGCCACUUACAGAGGGAGAAGAGGAGAGCAGACAGAAAGAGGCAGGGACGGAGAGAUGGAGUCCUUCUGUUAGGCCUCCUACACCCACUGGAGAGGUGGGGGUGAAAGAAGAGAUGGAAGCGAAAGGAACAGAAAACGAGAGACGGAUGGUGGCAGCCAGAACGAAACCGCUCACACCAAACUCUGCUGCCCGGAAACAGAAGAAGUUGAGCAAGAGAAGCCACAAGGAAUCCAGAAGACGGUCCGGCUCAGACUCUGACUCUGAUGGAUCCUCAUCAAGCUCCUCAUCAAGUUCUUCAUCAAGAUCCUCGUCUUCAUCUUCCUCCUCUUCACGCUCAAGAUCUAGUUCCUCAUCUUCAUCAUCUUCUUGUUCCUCUGGCUCGUCCUCUUCAUCGUCAUCGUCAUCAUCUUCUGAGGAUAGCGACAGUGAAGAAGCUCCAAAGAACACAUCAGCAGUGCCUGGUGUAAAAGGCUUUGAUGAGGACAGCGUAGCAUCUCAUAGCACCACUCAUGACGACAUGCAGGACAGUCACGUGACCAACGGCAUCACUAACCCCUCCCAACCUGUCCAGGGAGGCUACAUGCUUGCUGCUUCCUAUUGGCCGAAGGAUCGUGUCAUGAUAAACCGAUUGGACAGUAUUUGUCAGGCUGUGUUGAAAGGCAAGUGGCCUGGGUCUAGGCGUGCAUAUGAUGGAAAUGCAGUAGCCUCUUUUUACACCACUAAACUGCUGGACAACGCAGCCAACCUCGCUGACGACCCCGCAGCCUCUCCUCAGGGUUCAAAGGUGAAGAAGCAUGAUGCAGACAGAGAAAAGGAGUUCUCAGUCAAAAUCAAUGACCAGGAAGACAGUCUGAAGCUGACCUUCCAGAAGCAAGGAUUGUCUUUAAAGCGGCCCCUGGAUGGGGAGGAGGGACCUCUUGCCCAGCAGCAGUAUCUGGCCAGGCUACAGGAGCUGCAGAGUGCCUCUGAUAGUGGUCUGACUGACUACACCAAGUCGCUUAACAGCUAUCCCCAUGGCGUGGCAGGCAUGCCUGGCGUGGCUGGCGUGGCUGGUAUGGCUGGUCAGAUGCGUCUGAAUGGAGUGGUCGAUGGUCAGCCGGUGGUGAAGAGGAGGAGAGGAAGAAGGAAGAAUGUGGAAGGGAUGGAUCUUCUCUUCAUGAACAAGAACAGACCUCCUGUAAUGCCUGAUAAGGUUCCUCCAGGUUGGAGUGGGGCAGUACCUGCAGGUAUGUCCCCUGGGUCAAGCCUCCCUCAGAGCACUGGGCCGCUUGACACUGAGAGCAGAGUCCCUGUCAUCAACCUCAAAAACGGGACACGUCUGGCUGGAGAUGAUGCUCCGAAGCGGAAGGAUCUAGAUCAGUGGCUGAAGGAACACCCAGGCUUUGUAGCAGAUGUUGGAGCAUUCAUUCCUCAGACCAUGAAUAAGACGCAGUUUCAGGAUGGGCGGCCAAAGCAGAAAAGGCAUCGCUGCAGAAACCCCAACAAGAUUGACGUUAACAGCCUGACAGGAGAGGAAAGAGUUCAAAUCAUCAACAGGAGAAAUGCUCGCAAGAUUGGUGGUGCGUUUGCCCCUCCUCUAAAGGACCUGUGCCGGUUUCUUCAGGAGAACCCAGAGUAUGGCGUUCCACCAGAGUGGGCUGAUGUGGUCAAACAAUCGGGCUACCUUCCAGAGAGCAUGUUUGACCGUAUCCUGACUGGCCCCAUCGUCCCGGAGGAGGUGAGCAGGCGAGGUCGUCGGCCCAAGAAUGCUCUGGCCAAAGCUGCAGCCGCGGCUAAUGCAGGAGCUAACUCAGCAGCUCUGGGACUCAACCCCCUUCUUGCCAACGGCCUCCUCGCUGGUCUUGACCUGACCAGCCUACAGGCCCUCCAGAGCAUCCAGUCCCUCCAUCUCACAGCUGGACUCAUUGGCCUGCAACCUGAUGCCGCAAACAUGGCAGCCAUGUUACCCAUGAUGCUGUCUGGCAUGGCUGGGCUCCCCAAUCUGCUCGGGAUGAGCGGUCUACUGGGAAAACAGGAUGCAAGCGCCAUGGCGACAGGUAGUGAGGACACAGGGAAGAACAGUGGAGAAUCGACGGCUCAAACCUCAAGUGUGGACAGCAAAGUGGAGAGGACAGAGAGCCAAAGCUCCACAGCUAGCAGCUCAACAGCCACCAACUCUACCCAGCUAAGUGCUUCUGCCUCAGGCCACCCAUUGGCCCUCAACCCCCUACUGCUCUCCAGCAUGCUUUACCCAGGGAUGCUUCUCAACCCAGGCCUUAAUUUGCCUGUGGCCAAUCAGCCGCAAGCUACUAACACUCAGCCCGCCCCUCAGGCUCAGCCCACCCUCUCCGAGGCCGUGCAGCAACACCACGGCCAAUCAGAGGAAAAGGAUGGGGACGAAGGGGAGGAGCUAGAGGAUCAGAAGGACAACAGUGGUCCAGAGGGCUCCGGGAAGGCAGAGUCAUCUUCCUCAGAGUCUGAAAGCUCAUCGUCAUCAUCAUCUGAGGAUUCUGAUUCCAGUGAUGAAGACUGAGCCUUUAUACAUAUAUAAAUACAUAUUAUAUAUUUAUAUACAUCUCUUAGAAAUGUAUACAUACAAACACAUAUAAGAGCACUUACUUACAUCAUGAUUUUGUUUGUUUUUUUGUUUUUUUUUCAUGUAAAUAUAAGAACUAAAGUGUUGUGUAAUAAAGAUAAACAAAAAAUGGAAAAAGAGACAAGAUUCUACAGAUGCUGAAAUAAGAUUUCAGUGUUUGUUUAGGUACAAUGUUGUUUUGAAAAGACAUUUUGCAUGUCCAAAAAAACUUUAGUAGAUUAAUGAACUUUGUGAACCUUGUAUUGCACAAUGAUGUACAAUUGCAACAGAGAAGAAAUCAAAAAUUGGCAUUACUGUAUUAUGUUGGGAUUUAAUUUUAUUAAAAAUGAGGACAUUAUUGCUCAUGGGGAGCUGUAUAAUUAAUAUAUUUUGCGUGGGAGAAACAGAACUCGACUAUUUUGGUUUCUUUUGUAAAUAAUUUUGCAGGAUCGUACACAUCUGGAUUUCACAGACAAUACAGUAAACCUAGAUACUUCAGCAAUAACACAGGCAGCUAACGAAUGUCACUGAAGCUGUAGAUACCGCUGUCACCACACUUCCCUCUACAUUCUUCCUCACUGAGUCUUUGU